Messenger RNA from Musca domestica (house fly), 1643 nucleotides. It is a transcript of the gene Alg7, whose product is annotated as UDP-N-acetylglucosamine--dolichyl-phosphate N-acetylglucosaminephosphotransferase. The record is from RefSeq and is a predicted model, not a curated record. Gene Ontology annotation, cellular component: membrane. The transcript has 4 exons. Gene Ontology annotation, molecular function: UDP-N-acetylglucosamine-dolichyl-phosphate N-acetylglucosaminephosphotransferase activity. Bases 149 to 1375 code for a protein of 408 amino acids. Lineage: Eukaryota; Metazoa; Arthropoda; Insecta; Diptera; Muscidae. Gene Ontology annotation, biological process: dolichol-linked oligosaccharide biosynthetic process; protein N-linked glycosylation.
UGCUUUGCUGUGGCAUUCUAAUUGGUAAUUCUGUUUCUGUCCGUCGUCGUAAACUUCUUCAUUCAACGUUACUAAUGUCAGCGGCUUACUAAUUAAAUUAGACCAAAAUUCUUAUCAAGGAAGUUAGAUUUGGGUAUAUAUCGAAAGGAUGACCUAUAUAACAGUGGCCUUGAAUGGCCUAAUUGCGGUCGGGGCCUAUUUUAUGGCUUUGCGCAUUAUACCGCGUUUUAAGGAUAUGUUUAUCAAGGCCAAUCUCUUUGGAAAGGAUCUGUGCAAAAGAGACAAAAAAGAAAUACCAGAAUCAUUGGGUGUUUUGGUGGGCUGUGUCUUCUUGGUGGCAAUGUUUUUGUUUAUUCCUGUGCCAUUCACGUUAGAAGAAGCCGCUGCCAUGGACGUGGAGACUGGUGGCAAACCAGCCACAUUUCCCCAUGAAGAAUUUGUGGAAUUGAUUGUGGCCUUGCUGUCGAUAUGUUGCAUGAUUUUGUUGGGUUUCGCCGAUGAUGUAUUGGACCUAAGAUGGAGGCAUAAACUUUUGUUACCCACCAUUGCAACGUUACCAUUGUUGAUGGUAUAUUAUGUUAAUUAUAACUCGACAACGAUAAUAAUGCCAAAAUUUGUAAGAGGCUUAUUUGGUUAUUCCCUAGAUAUUGGGGUUCUGUAUUACAUUUAUAUGGGAAUGUUGGCUGUAUUCUGUACCAAUGCAAUUAAUAUAUUGGCCGGCAUCAAUGGCCUGGAGGUUGGCCAAUCGUUAAUUGUUGCCGCAUCUAUAUUGAUUUUCAAUGCAAUUGAAUUGUGUUUGGGCCAUCAAGUCGAUGGUCAUAAGUUCAGCGUUUAUUUAAUGUUGCCAUUUCUGGCUGUAUCGUUGGCUCUAUGGAAAUAUAACAAAUAUCCCUCGCAGGUGUUUGUCGGUGACACAUUCUGCUAUUUCGCCGGCAUGACAUUUGCCGUUGUCGGCAUUUUGGGCCACUUCAGUAAAACUUUAAUUCUCUUCUUCCUACCACAAAUCAUAAAUUUCCUCUAUUCCAUACCACAACUCUUCAAAUUUGUACCCUGCCCGCGACAUCGUUUGCCCAAAUACGAUCCACAAACGGAUCUCCUGCACAUAAGUACAACAGAAUUUCGAAAAGAUGAACUAAACAUUUUGGGAAAACUCAUGGUCACCGUUCUCAAGACAUUCAAAUUGAUCACAUGGCAGGAGAUGCCGGACGGUCGGGUAAUAACGAAUAAUUUCACAUUGAUCAACUUUGUGUUGGUGGUCUUUGGUCCGGUGCACGAGCGUGUGGUGACACAAAUGCUGAUGGGUGUACAGGUGCUGUGUUCCAUUGUGGCAUUUGUGAUACGUUAUCCGUUGGCAAGUUAUGUCUAUGAUACGUAGUCGGAAAUUGAGUAAUUAAAGUUUGAGCAUCGUUCACAUCCAGCAAAUAUUGAGGGUGUGUGCGGGCGUGUGAUUGUGUGGAACGAUUCCAUGUUGUUGUAAUUGACAAAUCGAGAGAGGUAGACGAAGAAACAAAAACUCCUAACCAAAAAGAUUAAUAUUUGUUUACUUUUAGUUAUUAAAGUACAAUCCACAUGAUAAUUGUCAUCAUCUAGGAAUAGGCAAAAUAUAAAUUAUUAAAUAAAUUUGGACAUGCAUUUUUUAAAAA